CUCGCUGUCAAAUUUUGCUACAAAAAUACAAAGAAUUCGUAAAUUAACCAAAUGUUUCCUCCAUAAAUUGAAAAAUUUCAAGCAAAAUAAAAACAAAAAAAGUAAUACAAAAAGCUCGAAUCGCAUACAAAAUUAAAAAGCAAAUGUCAAAGCUAGUGAAAACGUGAAUUACGACCAGUAAAAAGAAGUUAUUCUAUAUUCAACAACAAAACGCAUAGCAGAAAAACAGACUGUCAGCAAAUUAGCGAAAUAACUAGCAGUGGAACAGCAACAAAAACGAAGGCGACGGUGGUGUAAGAGGCAACAGCACAUCAGCGGUGUCAAUGAUAGCUCAUAAGAGGGCACUCAUAAUCAUUAAAUUGGCAAAUUGUUUUCGGCAAAAAAUAGGUUAUUUUGAAGAGUUGGAAAAUCUACGGCUCUCCUGUAAUUCUCGAUAAAACAAUCAAAGUUUGAUAUUGUUGACAAUAGCUGUCGCUAGCAAUUUCGUCUUGUUGCAGUAAAAAAAAACUAAUCAAGAACAAACAAGGAACGCACACAUGUCAUGUUACUAAGUUAGGCAGACAAGGAGACAAGACGCACGCCACCAUCAAACUCACACCAAUUGGUAUCAAUAACGUACACAAAGGUUAGUUACUUUCCUUUGUUUGAUGUCAAAGCGCAUUCUAUUGGAAUCUGAGUAAUCUGUAAACAACGCCGGUUAGCGACUCUGUGCCCACCCUUCUAAACAGGUCAUUAUCCUAACCAACAAAGUCUUUUGCCAUAUCGCGUUUAAUGCUAUUUUUCUUAAUAAAGAACUUCACUGCUGAUUGUCCCAAACAUACGCGUUUGUUGUGGUUCGCGAAUAAGUGAUUAUAAAUGGAAUAAUUUGACAUUUCUAAUGACGCACUGGAGGCGUUAAAAACCUUUUCGGUAUCCACAAUAUAAAUUUCUAUCGCACAAAUCGCCAGUCGAAUAUAUAUCUUGUUUCAAGCGAAAAUCACACUGCUCGCCAUUACACCAAUUCGUGAAGAACAAAAGUGAAACCCAACGAAUGGGCGCUAAGGCAAGUACACCGACAGCCAGCGGCCAAAGCCCACGUUCGCGUACCUUUUCCAGCAGCUCAACUGGGACGGACGCUGCACAAGUUGCCAGCAAUAGCAGCGCAGAUGGUGGUCAAGGCUUUAACUUGUUGCGUACAUUACCCAGCCUACAGGUACAACAUCAUGUCCAGAGUUCAAGCAUCGAUCGACAGCGUGCACGUAGUUUGAGUUCAGUGCCGGAUAUUCACAAUCAACAACAUGGCAACUCAAAUGCAGGUUGUGUCGCUGGUGGACCGCAUACACAUCCAGCUGUCGGUACGACGCCAAGUAGCAAUGCAUUUGGUGUAACCUCACAAGCGCAUUCUUCAGUUGCCACCAAUUAUUUGCAACAUCCGCAUUAUCCACUUGGUGGUGAUGUUAUGGGUUCAGGUAGUAUUCGUGUUAGUGUUCCGGUCAGUAGUAGCUCAUUUCACGAUAACUCACUGAUGCUGAAUGGCGGUAACGGUGGCGGCAAUAGUGGUCGUGGCAUGGUGAGUGCACCACAUUCUCAUACACUCAACUUUGAAGAUCUACAGGAUGUUUCUGCAACGGGCACAAAUUUUGUGGAGAGCAUUGCAUUGGCGGCAUCCUCAUCUAGUGGCGCGAGCGGUAUUGGUCGCGUCUACACAGCUACAUCGCUACCAUCGCACAUUUGGUCAUUUAAUGGUAUUAAGUGUCCAGUAUGUAACAAAUUUGUGUUGCCCGACGAUAUUGAAUGCCAUUUAGUUAUGUGCCUCACCAAGCCGCGACUGUCAUACAAUGAGGAUGUAUUAUCCGAUGCCAAGGGCGAAUGUGUAAUUUGCUUAGAAGAUUUGAAUCCCGGUGAUAUUAUUGCACGAUUGCCGUGCUUAUGUAUUUAUCAUAAAGGCUGCAUCGAUCGAUGGUUCGAGGUGAAUCGAUCCUGCCCCGAGCAUCCAGGCGACUAGUUAAACCUCACUAAUACAGUUAUAGAAAGAGAGCGAUGAAUUGGAAUCAUAACUAAUCAAUUUAUUGAGUAAUAAUGAAUCUAGUGAUAUAAUAUAUAUUCAGCAAAUAAUAAUAAAAUAGAAAUUAGUUGUAAAUUCUUUUUUAUACUGUGACGUAAAAAUAGGUGAACAUAAUAACAUAAACUUUAAAUUAUAUACAUAAAAAAAGAAACAUAAGCAAGUAAAUGAAAAAAAACUAACAAAGAAAUGGUGAAAAACUAAAAAAAAAAAUGAAAAAAUAAGAUAUAUAUACAUAUAUAAGUAUAUAUUGUAUGUUCGUAAUUUCUGUGUGUCUUAUCGUUUACGAAUAUGAAUAUGCAAUAGUUUUGUUGUGAUUUAAAUUGUAUUGUAUAUAAAUUGUAUGAGGUGAAGCCGAUGUGUGUUAAAAGGGCAUGAGGGCAUUAUGAGCUCAUGUAAUCACAGUAAUAUUACAAAAUAGAAGUUACCAACGCAGCAGCAACUCAACCGAACUCAAAUCAACUCAACUCAACUGAACUCCAAAGCGGCAGUACAUGAUGCAGGGUGACUGCAAAGCCAUGUUUCGCACACCGUUAAACACUCAAUGGAACACCAAUAACUGCAGCAACAAUAACAACGAUAAUAUAUAAUGGCAAGUAACGAACGAUGAAGGCGCAUGUAAAAGGACUCAAAACAAAAACAAAAAAAAAACGGUGCUGUGCACUGCAGCCCAGUGUGCGUUAGUUAUUUAAUUGUGAUCGUCUAUAUAAGUUUUGUAUAUGAUUUUUGCUCAUUUCACGUUGACUGUUUUUGAUUUGGCUUAAAUUGUAAACACAUUCAUACAAGCAAACAAGCAACCAAUAAGAAAAUAACAAAAAAAUUAGCACUAAAGCAAAAACAAAAACAAAAAAAUAGUUUUUUAGUAUAGGAAAUGUUGUGAAUUGUAAUUGAGAAGUAAGAAAUGUUUAUGUUGAGCCAAUAACUCCCCGCCGCAAUGAGAAAUCACCAUCACCAAUAAAUCAAACAAAACAUAAACACAAAAAUACAAAUCAAGAAAUUAAGAAAUGUGCAGAAAUGUGCAUGUGCAUGCAUGUAUGUGAGACAAAUGCUGUUAGUUGCCUAUCGCAACGUCAACUGGUUGGGGAGGUGCGAAGUGGUUGCAAGCACAUAGCAUACAUGGACGACACAGUACACUUUACUCAAAUGUCAAUAUCAUUUCAUAAAUAAAUAAAUUUAAUAAUAUAUAUACAUACAUAUGUAUGUAUAUACAUAUAUUUAUAAUAAAAAAAAAAACUAAAAUCAACAAUUAAAGUUAAGCGAUUGUGGUAUAAUUCUAUGGAUGAUGGUUAAAAAUUAAGUUUAACUGAAUAUACAAGCAUACAUACAUAUAAACAACUAUAUUUACAUAUAUAUACAUAGCUAUAUAAUUUAGGUUUAGGCUCGAAAAAUUAUUGUGGUCAUCAAAUGUCCAGCAAAAAUUAAGCAAGAAACAAAUAACAAGUAAACACAUGUAAAUUGAAAAUGAAAACAAUAACUACAACACACACACCCACACACAAAUACAAAUCACAAAAGUUAAAAAACAAUAAACAGCAGACAUGCAAAUAGCGCAGAAAGUAACGAAAUAACCACUAAAGCAAAUAUUGCAACGCAUUUCACCGUAGUAGAAUACAACAACAACACAUAACGUAAAGUAGACAAAGAAUCAAAAAAUAGCGCGGUAAAGAAUAAAUUGCUGAAAAAAGUUUAAAAAAGUCAUAAAUAGCAGUAACAGCAAAACGGAUGUGUUAGUAGGAGGAAGUGGGUAGUGAAACUGAGAGAAAACAAAGAAACGAAGCAAACGUGAGAAUCUUGUCAAGCAUAUACCAAAUCAAUAUUAAGCGUAGCCGUUAAAAUUGUACAUACUUACAUAUUAUAUAGAACAUAACGCAUACAUACACAAAAAAAUACAAAAAUACAUACAAAUUUAUAUACACGAAAGCGCGUACGCGCACAUUAGCGGUACAUUAAGUAAACAAAACAACAACAACAAAUUUAAAUUUAGUAGUAAUAAAAGAAAUUUGAAUUUUGAGAAUACCAAAAAAACAAAAACUUUUUGAAUUGCAAAUGCAGUUAGAAAACAAACUACACUCGUCGGAAGAAAUGCAAAAUUCAAAAAAAAUAAGGGCAUUGAAAAGCAAAAACAAAAGCAUUAAUGUAACACUCUUUAUGUGCUUGUACGUUGCUGUAUGUAAAAUGUAUUUGUAUUUGUAUUUGUUUUUUACCAAUCAGAAUUGUUGCUAUAAAUAAUAAAAAAUAAAAAUAAAAUACAACAAUAAAAAUAAAUUCUAGCAAGCGAAAUGCAAAGGUGUUGAACUAAAAACA
This is a messenger RNA of Bactrocera neohumeralis, 4345 nucleotides long. Its product is annotated as E3 ubiquitin-protein ligase ZNRF1. NCBI's taxonomy places the organism in Eukaryota, Metazoa, Arthropoda, Insecta, Diptera, Tephritidae. The transcript is spliced from 5 exons. Bases 1031 to 1984 code for a protein of 317 amino acids. The record is from RefSeq and is a predicted model, not a curated record.